AUGAAUCCACGGCACAGUCGAGGGGGCUCCAACACUCACUACAGGGACCAGAAUGGCUAUAAAAAGUCGCCACAUUAUCGGGAUUCACUAUCUCCCAGUCGUCGUAUCAGCCGCAAUGAGCCAAUUUCGCACGAUCAUGGUGGACAGGACAGUCGGCAUGGGCCGCCUACUGGACCAAACUCCGCAAGAUCACCGCCUUUCGACCCCCCGUCCGGCCCCAGUAACCGAGGGCCACGCGCUGGUUUUCGAGGUGGCUCAUUCGCCGGUCGUGGAGCUCAUCGAAACCCUCCAUCACGGGGAAGCCAGUGGGAUCUCAACAGUUCUCGCGGCGGCGAGCAGCGGCAAGGGAGCAAUGGUGAGAAUGAUGAAACGACUGCCAUGGAUAUUGACAGCAACGAUCUCGACAACAAAGCAUUCGACAGAGUGCGGGACGAACGAGGACACGACAGAAGUGAGCGAUCCCGGCAAGAUGCUCCUAAAGGGCCAUCGGCGCAGACAAGCUCCCCCUCCAAGUUUAGCUUUGCUUUCAAGCCAUCCAAGGCCCCUCCAUCAGGUCCCAAGCCCGAGAUAUCACAAAAGUUUAACGCCCCCGCUCCAAAGAAGGAAAUUCAGCCAAAAGAUGGCAAGAAUGAGCCCCCGCCAGGCGCACCCACACAGCCACUGUUCGAUCGAAAGCCUCCCGAGGGUCCCAAAAUGGCACCAAGAAUGCGCAAAGUUAUGAAGAAGAUGCAACGGCCGAAGCCAAGACCCACUCUACCGCCACACUUGGUUGCAUCAGAGUCUGUCUUUUUUCGCAAGCCAGGAAAUGAGUCAGUUGUUGGUUCUGGUACGUACGGCAAGGUUUUCAAGGGUUUGAAUGUAUACACAAAGGGGCAAGUGGCUUUGAAGCGAAUUCGAAUGGAAGGAGAGCGGGACGGAUUUCCCGUGACUGCGGUCAGAGAGAUCAAACUGCUUCAGUCACUACGCCAUCAGAACAUUGUCAAUCUUCAAGAAGUCAUGGUCGAGAAGAACGACUGCUUCAUGGUUUUUGAGUACCUGUCUCAUGAUUUGACUGGUCUGCUCAACCACCCUCACUUCAAGCUGGAGCCGCCGCAGAAAAAGCAUCUAGCCAAGCAACUGUUUGAAGGACUCGACUACCUCCACGUGAGAGGUGUGCUGCACAGAGACAUCAAGGCAGCAAACAUCCUCGUGAGCAGUGACGGCAUCCUCAAAAUUGCUGACUUUGGUCUCGCCCGUUUUUACGCCAAGCGACACCAGCUCGACUACACGAACCGCGUCAUCACAAUAUGGUACCGAUCUCCCGAGCUGUUGUUGGGCGAGACGCAGUACACUGCUGCCGUUGACAUUUGGAGCGCCGCCUGCGUCAUGAUGGAGAUUUUCGUGCAGAAGCCCAUCUUUGCUGGUGACGGUACGGAGUUGAGCCAGUUAGACAAGAUCUACAACGUGCUAGGCACACCGAAUCGAUAUGACUGGCCCGGUCUCGUGGACAUGGCCUGGUUCGAGCUGCUGCGACCGACGGCGAAGCGGAGAAGCAUGUUUGCUGAGAUGUUUAGUGCAGAGCUCACGCCGGCGGCAUACGAGCUCACACAGUCGAUGUUUUUGUACGAUCCAGCAAAGCGACCGACGGCAGGUGAAGUGCUGGCUCAUCCGUAUUUUACAACGGAAGAGCCACUGCCUAAGCAGGCCACAGAACUUGCGAAUAUCGGUGGUGACUGGCACGAGUUUGAAUCGAAAGCGCUGCGCAAGGAAAACGAGCGUCGCGAGCGUGAAGCUCGGCGCGUGGCCAAGAACCCCGUACCGACUGCGGCGCCCACCAACCACGGUCAGGAAAGAAAACGCGGCACAGAUGGCGACGAAGGCGCUCGGGACGCUAAGCGUGUCCACGUCGAGGAGUCGGCCCCUGCGGCGUGA
Molecule: messenger RNA, 1911 nt
Organism: Beauveria bassiana ARSEF 2860
Lineage: Eukaryota; Fungi; Ascomycota; Sordariomycetes; Hypocreales; Cordycipitaceae
Product: CTD kinase subunit alpha
Exons: 2
Coding region: 1-1911 (636 amino acids)
Biological process (GO): positive regulation of transcription elongation by RNA polymerase II; transcription elongation by RNA polymerase II; protein phosphorylation
Cellular component (GO): nucleus; cyclin/CDK positive transcription elongation factor complex
Molecular function (GO): RNA polymerase II CTD heptapeptide repeat kinase activity; ATP binding; cyclin binding
Source: RefSeq, a predicted model, not a curated record